Messenger RNA from Styela clava, 1291 nucleotides. NCBI's taxonomy places the organism in Eukaryota, Metazoa, Chordata, Ascidiacea, Stolidobranchia, Styelidae. The record is from RefSeq and is a predicted model, not a curated record.
AAUAACAUAGUUAUGAAUUUAUGUUUCCUACUUCUCUCACUCAGUGGACUAUUCCUUGUGACCGGGGAUCAGAUCAUUCUUGCAAUAGAAGCAGAUGGAAUUAAAUUCGCUGGAUGUAAUACUUGCCAGUUACUUGCAUUUGAAGCUUUCGUGCCUGGGAUUUGUCCUGUGACUGAGCAACUCACAACAGCCCAACUUAGUGAGGUCAUAGCGAACGCAGAAAGUUCAAACACACAGCCUUACAAUUUUGAUCAACUGAUCGUAUGUUGCGAUGGCACUUCGGCUUCUAAUCUACUUUUGGAUGUUCUCCGAUAUUCUAUCAUCAAUGAAAUCACCAUGGACAAAUGCACACAAGAUUUCUCACCGUCCAUGGCAGAUUUUGUCGUCAUCUACGGACUUCAGAAAGUGACCAUCAUUUCAUCAACCUCAACUGAUUACCCAAGAAACAGACUGGACCUGACUCAAACAGAUGAAGGAGAUACGACCACAAAUUACCAGAACUACCAUAUCGUUCUUCUCUGCCAAAAUCUGUUCGAUGGAUCCAACGGCGUUCGUGGUUUGAGUGUAAUUUAUGACCACACCUCGACAAAUCUACCAGCAGAAAUGACCGCAGCCCUUCAAAGAGCACCAACUAGUGUCACCUCGAAAGGAGACAACACUUUUCUGGCUUCAGCAAUUUAUGGAAAAUAGAACCAAGAUAUGUAAAUGGAAGUAGGAAUGUAUAUUCCUAGUUCCAUAGAACUUUACUUGGCAACAGUCUUGGUUUGAAAUAAUAUUGAUAUUUGUAUUUUUUUAUACAGCGCAUUUUCGUUCUGAACGUGUUUUUAUGAAUAAAAAAGUUUUUUCUAAAAUAACACAUUUCUGGCUUCAGCAAUUCAUAGAAAAUAAAAUAUGAAAAGAUGUAUUUGGGACUAGUAAACUUCGUGCCGAGAAAACCAAAAUUUAACUCGGCAAUUGGUCUAAAUUUGAUAUACCGGUAAUACAUAUUUUUUAUACCAAGUAUUUAUAUGACUUUCCUAUCCCCAUUACGAGCAAAUUUUUUCAUAUCAUAAUAUACCAAUGAAAAAUUGAACGGAAGCCAUAUAAAUUACUAUUCAAAACGCAUUCUGAAAAAGCAAUUCGGAAUGCUUCAGGCACACUAAGGUUCUUCUGAAUAUUGGUUUAAAUUUCUGUUAUUAAUCCUAGAUCUUGCCAAUGUUUGUAUGCAUUUUAUUUUUAUAAUUUAAACUUGACAAAACACCUCAGUGUUGCAAUAUAUUUUCAUUUUCAUACUUUUGUUUCAUUUUUUGCU